GACGACGACGACGACGACGAGCGAAGCUUUUGAACUCCGAAGUCGGCUUUUUAUUGUUUGUGGAAUUCUUUCCUCUUUCAAACACCAAAAGAAAACAACAUAUAAACACCUUCUUUUUUUUUUUCUCUCUCUCUCUCUCUCUUUGAUGAUAGAGAAGACCGGAUUGCUGAAAUCCUAACAAUAAGAAUAUUUCAAGUGAACCCAGCUGAGAAUGCCAGCCGCAACUUGUUGUGUUGUCGGUUGCAACAAUCGACAUUCGUCGAGCCAGAAAUUACGAUUUUACCGAAUUCCAAGAGGAAAGUACCAGCGGAGCAAGUUCAUCAAGAAAAUUGGCCUGCCUAAUAAUUGGCUUCCAAAUAACAGCACCUGGAUCUGUUCGGUGCACUUUAAGUCUGGGAAAAUCAGCAAAAACCGUCAUGAUGUGGAUUAUAUUCCGACACUGCUUGUGGACGCAGCAAGGGACAGUGAGAAAGUGGUGAAGUUCCCAGCCACCAAAUGUUUGUCAAAUUCUGAGCUACUAGAAGGAGCAUUCAGGGAUCACAUUACACAUCUGAUUGAUGAGGCUAGCAUCAUGCUGGAACGCAGAGAACAAGAACACUUGACUCAGUCGCUGCUAUUCCAUGAUUAUCUUGCCACUAAAACAGUUUCCACAUCUCAUUUACAUCCUGACAAUCCAACCAUGAACCCUUGGAUCACUGUCAACACACUCGAGCAACGAACUCCAAGCAGACUCCCUAAACAUCAUACAGAUGACUGUGGUGUUUAUUUUGGUAACAACAUAACACAGAAACAUGGAGAAAAUAAGUCUAAGCCAGAAAUCAAAGAAGAUAACCUUGAGUAAGGCAAAGAAAACAAACAAAAAUAUAUAGAUAACAAAACAAAAAAAAAAGCAAUCUAUUCUUAA
Messenger RNA from Octopus sinensis (East Asian common octopus), 904 nucleotides. RefSeq lists its product as uncharacterized. The record is from RefSeq and is a predicted model, not a curated record. Lineage: Eukaryota; Metazoa; Mollusca; Cephalopoda; Octopoda; Octopodidae. Bases 212 to 841 code for a protein of 209 amino acids. The transcript is spliced from 4 exons.